Melitaea cinxia (Glanville fritillary) is the source of this 3906-nucleotide messenger RNA. RefSeq lists its product as uncharacterized. Lineage: Eukaryota; Metazoa; Arthropoda; Insecta; Lepidoptera; Nymphalidae. Bases 1 to 3660 code for a protein of 1219 amino acids. The transcript has 9 exons. Gene Ontology annotation, biological process: imaginal disc-derived wing hair organization. Gene Ontology annotation, cellular component: cell cortex. The record is from RefSeq and is a predicted model, not a curated record.
AUGAUGGCGAUUCACGCUUCUAGCACCGACGGAGAGAUGGCGCUAGCUAACGUUACGAGAUUUGCUUCUGGCGAUCUUUUUUCUUUAAUCGGUACGGAUUGCGGUCUAACUCGAUGCAUGGAGGUCUCCCACGGAACAGCCCUGCCCGCCAUAGGUGGUGGGGAAUGCGUUUGUCAAUGCCGAAGGGAGACUCCAGCUUUUAGAGAGGAUAGGAAGAUUUGCGUCAACCAUAUAAAUGAAUGUUCAAUGGCAACAUUUGGACGCGGUGCGACGCAACCCCAGAUUCCUUUCGUCUUUCUACCUUUGAAAGGACAAAUAAUUUAUCCUUCAAAAGAAAUUAUUUUUACGGAUAUAGAUGACGCUAUUUGUGCCGUAACGAGCGCUCAGUAUCUGUCGCCAUCGGGCUGGGUCACUCUACGAGACUUGGUAGAUAAUGACGUCCCGUUUGGACUCUAUCGGGAUGAAGGAAGCACUUAUUUACAGUGGCGAGGAUCACCAACCCUUCACACACGACUCGAAGGUCGCCUUAUGGCAGUCCACGUGCUAUGCUCAGCACAGAAGCCUACACAACUAGCGGCGUCUUGCGCUGCAUUCCGUGUUGCAGGAGUAAGCCACAAUGCUUUGUUGGAUGUUCGAUCCAUACCAUUUCAUGCUGGUGAAACAGUGACUACCGAACCGGCAGUCCAAGGUCACGGGCUGAGUGUGCUGGAGUCACUAGCGAUCGGAGUAUGCGUGCUGAUGUUGGUAUUCGUAUAUGCAGCGGGGAUAAUAUUUUAUAUCCAUUAUAAACAGAAACAAAGACGAAAGCAGGAUCCUGAGAUGAAUCUGUCAAAUACUAUAUCAACAGACAAUGCUUCGACAAUCGAUUCACGAAUCGGAAUGGAUAGUAUGAGGAUGAAGUCCAAUCCGCUAUUGAAUUUGGAUACUAUGAGAAGUGAUUAUUCGAACGAUACAGGUUUAUCUGAUGUUAGUGAGCGUACUGAAGAUACGUUUGAUUCUUCGUCAAUACACAAACAAAAGUUACAGGAACGGAAUCCAAACGUCGUUUCUGCGAUUGUGCAUUCUAGACGUAAGAAACCAUCAAGACCAACGAUUCGAGCUACAUCGACACCAGAACGUCUAAUAGAAAGAUUACAAAGACGGUCUGCCUCACCGGAAUUGGAAAAAGCGCCUCAUUCAGACUUAUCUAUACUUCACUGUAGCAUGGAAAACAACACUACUGAAGAUUUACCGCCUCCCGAAGCAGGUGAAACAGUUCUUAGGAGAAAAUUAUAUUUCAAUCCAGUGUUUUUUGAAACAGAUUUUUUAAAGGAUCCUCCGCCUGCAGCGGUUGAAUUUUUGAUGAAAUUAAGAGAAGUAAUGUCUGUUGCAAAAGAGAAAAUGACUUCGAAAAGAUUUAUUCCGGUCCUGUCGGAUAUACCAGAAGAAGAACUCUAUCAUACAAUUGAUCUCGGUUGGGAUAUUCCUUGUGCCAGACGAGGGCGCAGGUACAGUGCCAUUAGUUUGAAGCGAGAGAAUAGCCGACGUGCCUUACACUGUGGAGGCUGUCCAGGAUGUAAUGGAAAGUCUCAAAAAGCUACUGGCUUGAUCAGAUCUAAUUCAUGUAAAACAUGUGUAAGUGACGAUUACAAACAAAAAAUAGUUCAAAAAUGGUUAGAUGACGUACCUACUCCACCAUCGACUGCGAAACGACCCAUUAAAUGUAUUGCUAAAGUUAGCGGAACACCAAGAGUGAUUGAACCAAAAGAAAAUGAAGAAGUUAGAGUUAAUCAUGACGAACCAGUACCAGAUGUGAAUUCUGAGUCAGUAAAAGUAGCAGAAACAAUUUCAAAAGAAAACUUGAACGAUAAGUAUAUCACUACAAAUGAAUUUGAAGAUAUUAAUGGAAAAAAUAAACCGGAUAUUGAAAAUGAAAACAAACGCAAUCCUCAGGCAGUUGUUAUUACAUCUUCAGAAAAGAAAAGUCCUUCUAAUCACGCUACUCGUCGUGUAAGAAAGAGUUUACCACCACCUCCUCCUCCUCCUCUGCCUUCAUCAAGUGUAAUACAACUGUCGGAUAGUAAAGAAAUUGAACCGAUAUCACCCGAAGUCAAAAGAAAAAUGGAGGCUGUAAUUCGCGAAUUAAAUAAAUGUCGUAGAGUAGAACCCAUAAGUAAUUCUAAUCUUAGUUUAGACAAAUUGCAAGUAGUGGCUCCAAAAUUAGUUAUUCCAGUCGUAGCUGCGGAUUCCGUACUCAAUUGCUAUAAUAGUGGUAGCUUCCUUCUUCAUAAAAACAAAGACAUAGAACAAGAAAAUGUUGAAUUUGACAGCUUAGAACGAAAAUUGCCGAAAAAGAGAAGAUUUUCAUUAGACUAUGGACCCGAAGCUAAUCAAAGAAAAAUAAUAAGCUUACAAAAUAAACCAAUAUCUCGUGACAGAUUGACGCGCAGUUGGCGAGAUUUAAAAAAUGCUCCCAACAAUAAUGAUGAUGGACCUCAUUCGAUAGGAUUUGAAACUAAUAAUAACGUAAGAUCUUUUAGUAAUAACAAUGUUUUUGUCAACUCCAUUGAACCUAUUUAUAAUAAUAUUGAAAAUCUGGGACCUUUGACUAUUGAAGUAAGAGGUUCUCCAAUAGAAGAUCGUAAGAAAGAUAAUGAAGAUUUCGAUCCUGAUACCCUUGACAGAAAACCGAAGAAAUCAGUAGAAAAAAAUGAAAAUAAAAAGUGCGUAGAGAAAAUUCUGUUGAAAUCUGGAGGUAGCUUUAAGCAUAAACUGACAGUACCUGAAACCGAGAAAAGGAAUAGCCCACCAGAAGCAGCAUUUACUAGGAAGAUAGGCAGUUUGAGGCAAAUCUAUGAGGCUAAAAAUAAAAUUAAAAUUAACGAAAAUUCAUUUUACGAAAGACGAGGAAGUUUACCUUAUAGUACUCAAGAAUUAGAUACUUACAUUAAAAAUCUAGACUCUAACAAUAUAGAUAGUCAGAAGGAACCUAAACCACCAAUUCCACCAAAAAACAAACGUGGCUCAGAAGUACAAUCAAAAAACAACACACCCAGAAAUAGCCCACCUAGUGACAGAUACCGAUCAUCUGAGGAGCGAGAUAGAUUUCCACCGUACUCCAGAAGCGACAAUAACUCUAGGCGUUCUGGUCGGAGAUCAGCUCGUAUCAGACCUAGACGAGUCGACAUAAAGAAAUUAUGUCGAACAGAAGAUUCUGGUUACUUAAGCACCGAUUCGAAUGAAUCGAAACGAAGAGCGAGAUGUUUAAUGCAAUUAAAACCUAAACUAAUUAAUAUAGAAACGAGUUCAAAGUUGAUAAAUAAAUCGCAUAAUUUACACAUAGAUACAGAUACUGACGAUCUGGAAUCUUUAUGCGACGGUCGAAGUGAAUCCGGUGGGGAAAGUGUUGAAACCGACUCUGUAUUCUUUGGUAAUUUUGAUGAUUCGAAGCAAAUGUUCAAAGAAUUAGGUUUUGAAGACUUCGAAUCUAAACAUAAGUUAAGUAACCAACAAAUUGAUUCUGGGUUUGCGGGGGAAACAAACAUAGUAUUAAGUGGUGACAGUGAUUCGGAACAUAGAAGUGUAAUAUCAAUUGUUACAGGACGAGACGGAAGGGCUUCUUCUGCGUCUCUCACUAAUUUAGACGAUCAGACUUUUGUACAAUCUGUUGAAUGUUCUUAAUUUACUUAAUAUUUAUGGACAGUCAAAUUUAUAAUAUAUAGUCAAGUAGAAUAACAAAAGACAGAUAUAUUUCUUCUUUUUUGUAUAUAGAGAAACAUAAUAUUCUUAGUUAGUGCCACCGAAUUUACCUCAUCAAGUUGAGAUAAGUGAAGCCCUUUGUAAAUAUUGUAGUAGAGAUACAUAGUGCAUUAAAAUGUUAGUAAAAUCAAUCGUAAUAACUUAAAAAGACCAAAAGAAAAUUCUUGU